Molecule: messenger RNA, 1373 nt
Organism: Cydia amplana
Lineage: Eukaryota; Metazoa; Arthropoda; Insecta; Lepidoptera; Tortricidae
Product: G-protein coupled receptor Mth2-like
Exons: 8
Coding region: 57-1337 (426 amino acids)
Biological process (GO): G protein-coupled receptor signaling pathway; cell surface receptor signaling pathway
Cellular component (GO): membrane
Molecular function (GO): G protein-coupled receptor activity
Source: RefSeq, a predicted model, not a curated record
CACAAGAAAGUUAUAAGCGAAGCGCCUAAAAUAUUUUACAAAUAAACUUUUCUAAAAUGUCGAAUCAUAACAAUCGAAAAGUAUGCUACCUUCUCUUGUUGGUCAUCAGUGCAGCGUUGGGAAUGAACAACAGUUCCAGUUCCUAUUGUUGCUCCGGGAAUGAAGAAAUCUGGGUGGAUGACGAUGGCCUCAACCAAUGCUUAGACACCAAGACGAAUGCCACGACGAAGAUCACUCUCGCGUGCUUCGACAACAUGACUGCGAUAUUGACAAACAACUCACACUUCCCGGUUAAGCUGGGGGAUGGAGGUAGACUGAUAAUUAUGGAGGAUGAGCUGGCUGAAUUAACUUCUAUUGAAAAAGGCGAUUUCUGCCUAGGACAGCAGACGGACAAUGGGACGUUGAUACCGUCAGUGGUCCUGAUCUGCUUAGACGCGGAAGAAGAAGAGGUCGUCAGUCAGGACUUGCUGGGGUACUUCAUGGCAGUGUCCAGUGUCUUCCUUGUACUGACUGCGCUAGUCUACUUGGCUCUUCCAGAACUUAGAGACCUGCAAGGAAAAAGCAUAAUUAGCUUAUGCAUCAGUCUCGCCAUUGCCAACAUACUUAUGUGUAUACUUAAGGUGAUGGCCUACGAGAAUAUGACGUGGUGUGCAAUCAGAGGAUUUUUUGCAUAUUAUUUCAUAAUAUCAAGUUUUUUCUGGAUGAACGCGAUCGCUAUACAAAUUUUACGUAACAUCAAGCGUUCAACGAUUUGCAGUUACGGCUUGAAGGAGUUCUUAUGGUACGCCCUAUACGGGUGGGGGGUUCCCGCCCUCUUUACAAUUAUAUUGCUCAUCGUUAACUACACUCCGGGUCGCCACGAGAAACCGGGGAUAGGCCACACUCAUUGUUGGUUUCAUGAUCUGCGACGCAUAUGGAUUUACAUGUACAGUAUUAUGACGAUUCUGAUAGCGGCGAAUGUGGCUAUAUUUGUGUACGCUUCAAUUUUCUUGUGGAAGCACACGUUCUCCUCGACACACUUAAAGGCCUUGCGAUACAAGUUAACAAUGAUGUUGCGGCUGUUUGUUAUCAUGGGUUUACCGUGGAUAUUUGAGAUGGUCACGUCAUUGACACCAGUCCACAUAAUUGGGGUGAUUCUCGACAUAAUCAACUGUCUCCAAGGGCUGAUAAUCUUCGUGAUACUGGUAGUAUUUAGACGGCGUGUGAUCAAGGCACUACACAAGAGAAGAGCACUGUGUUGUCUGAAUGACUGGGCUGAAAGAUACUUGGCAUUGGCUGACGAUGAAGAAAAUGAUAUAGUCACGCACACUAUAGUCGUGCCCAUGGAGGAAAAAUGAUAUACCAUAUUUAUUUGACAUGAAUACAUUUAAAAA